AAUAGUUAUAAUUCUAAUUUUAUGAACAAUAAUUUAUUAGAACCACUGCCAUCAAAUAAUUCAGAUACAACUGUUACUUAUGUUGAUUAUGCUGAGAGUACAAAUGAUAAUACGAUAUACAGACAACAACCUCCCAGGAGGCAGAAGAAUAACAUUGUGCUGUCCCAAACCAACCUUGAAAAGGAAGAUAUUUCACGUUUAGAAUCACAGGAAUUACAGAAUCAAAAGCGUUGGUUCUCUUUCUUAUUCUCCAGAAAAGUCGAUCCAAUUCCCUUGGACUCUGAACGAGAACUUUAUAAAUUUGAUUCUUCUAAUGUUAUUUAUAAAUUAUUUUUCUGGUGGUUAUGGCCAAUACUUCUUCGGGGUUAUAAGAGAACUUUGCAACCAAAUGAUCUUUGGAAGUUAACUCCUGAAUUAAAAGUAGAAUAUAUGCAUGAAAAAUGGUCGGAACAUUUAAAUAAGAUCCUUGAUAAAAGUAAAAAGAAACAUUUAAAAAAGUAUCAUAAUCUUGAUGAUUACAAAUGGCCAGUAUGGGCUGUUCCUUAUGCAUUAUAUCUUACAUUCUGUUGGCUGUAUACUUUAAGUACAAUUUUAUUGGCACUUUCCUUUGUUGUUCAAGCCUUAUCUCCAUUGAUUACCAGAAGAUUGAUUGAUUUCAUCGAAUACAGAUACUUUGGAUUAGAAAAGUCGUUAAAGAAAGGUAUUGCAUACACAAUUUCUUCAGUAGUUUUGAUUUAUAUUAAUGGUUUAUUAAUGAAUCAUUUCUUUCAUACUGCUAUGACUUGUGGGGCUCAAUGUAAAGCAAUUUUAACUAAAGCACUUUUGUUAAAAUCAUUUGACUUAAGUGCAAAAUCAAGAUAUUUGUUCCCAAUUGGUAGAGUUACUUCUUUGAUGUCUACAGAUUUAGCAAGAAUUGAUUUAGCUAUUGGAUUCCAACCUUUAGUUAUUUGUUUCCCAAUCCCUGUUAUAAUUGCAAUUGUUUUAUUGUUGACCAAUAUUGGUAUUUCUUCAUUAGCUGGUAUUGGAUUAUUUGUUGUUUCUUUACUUUUCUGUGUUUGGUUGACAAAGAAAUUGUUCAUGACAAGAGAAAAGGUUGUGAAGUAUACAGAUCAAAGAAUCAGUCUUAUGAGAGAAGCAUUAACCAAUUUAAAGGUUAUUAAAUUCUAUGCUUGGGAAAUGGCUUAUAGAAUGAACAUCACAAAAAUUAGAGAAAAGGAAAUGAAGUACCUUUUCACAAUAAAGGUAUUAAGAAAUUUCAUUACUGCUUAUGCUGUUACUUUACCUACUUUGACAUCAAUGAUUUCAUUUGUGACGAUGUGGGCCACAAACAGUAUGAAAUCUCCAGGUCAAGUAUUUAGUUCAUUAUCCUUAUUUGGUAUUUUGGCUCAAGCUAUUAUGUUAUUGCCAAUUGCCUUAGCCACUGGUGCGGAUGCUUUGAUUGGGUUUGGAAGAUGCAAAGACUAUCUUAGUGCUGAAGAAUUGAAUGAUGAAUUGAACAACAAGUUAGAUGAGCCUUAUAUUAACAAUAGAUUUUUUAUCGGUCCAGAUCGUUCAUCAGAAGGGUUUGAAUUUAGACAUUCUAGAACUAUGAAUCGUGAAGAUUCAGAAAAUAGCAAUUUAAGCAAUGGAAAUUAUGAUGAUGACAUGUAUGAUUCAGAAGAUGAGGACUCAGUCAUUGAAAUUAAGAAUGCCAACUUUGUUUGGGAAUCUUUCCAUGAUGAUAUGAAUGAUAGUUUAUGGGACUUGACCAAAGAAGAUAAGAAAAGAUCCCAAAAGAGACGUGAAAGAAAGAUUGCUAAAAAGAGAGCACAACAAGCUGCUGGCGGUUAUAUAUCUGUGCAUAAUGAGAAACAAGAAGAUCCUCAAGAGAAUAAUAGAUACACAAAAGAAUCAUACCUUCAAUCCAUUGAAUCAAUUGACUCAAACAUAAAUGAACAAUUUCCUGGUUUAAUGAAUAUUAAUCUUUCUAUCAAACGAAAUGAAUUUAUUAUAGUUACUGGUGCCAUUGGUACAGGUAAGACAUCUCUUUUAAAUGCUAUUGCUGGAUUUAUGAAAUUAGAUAAUCCUUCUAAUGGUAAAGUUAAGGUAUAUGAUGAAUUAAUUUUCUGUUCAGCUCCAUGGGUGCAAAAUGCAACAGUUCGUGAAAAUAUUUUAUUUGGAAAAAGAUAUAACCAUGAUAAGUAUAUGCAAGUAAUUGAUGCUUGCGCUUUAGAAGAUGAUAUUGCUUUACUUCCUGCUGGUGACAACACUGAAAUUGGGGAACGUGGAGUUACCUUAUCUGGUGGUCAAAAAGCCAGAAUAAACUUGGCAAGAGCUUGUUAUACUGAUGCUGAUGUUUUACUAUUCGAUGAUGUUAUCAGUGCUGUUGACUCAAGAGUAGCCCAACAUAUUGUUAAUCGUUUGUUCAGAGGAUUAUUAAGAAACAAAACAAUUAUUUUAGCAACUCAUCAAUUAGGAAUUCUUGAAGUUGCAGAUAGAAUUGUUUUCUUAAAUGGUGAUGGAACUAUAGAUGUUGGUAAAGUUGAUGAAUUAAUGUGCAGAAAUGAAAACUUUCAAAGAUUAAUUGAUUAUACUCAAGAAAGAGAAUCUGAAUCCAAUAAUGCUAGUGAAUAUGAAUUGAAUGUUUCCAACAACAAGGAAGGUGAUGCUAUUGCCAUAUCCACCCAACUUUCGGCAUCAAAUAAGAAAGAUCUUGCAACUGGUAGAACUAUGACUGAAGAAGAAAGAGCAAUCAAUGCAAUUUCAUGGGAUGUGUAUAAGAAAUAUGUCAAGUUAGGUUCUGGAAUUUUCGGGUGGACUGCUUUACCUUUAUUCAUUUUCUUUUUGGCAUUAUCUACAUUCUUUCAAUUAUUCACUAAUACGUGGUUAUCAUUCUGGAUGGAAAAGAAAUUCAAAGGUAAGUCUGAUAAUUUCUAUGUUGGAUGGUAUGUAGGAUUUGCAUUCUUAGCCGUGAUUGUUACUGCUAUUCAAUUCACUAUUAUGGCAUAUAUCAAUAAUAGGGCCGCUGAAGUAUUGAAUGUUAAAGCUGUUGGAAAGGUUUUACAUGCACCAAUGAGUUAUAUGGAUACCACUCCUAUUGGAAGAAUUUUGAAUAGAUUCACUAAAGAUACUGACUCUUUAGAUAAUGAAAUUGGAGAACAAAUGAGAUUAUUUGUAUUCCCCUUUGCAGCAAUUAUUGGUAUUAUUAUCUUAUGUAUUUGUUAUUUACCAUGGUUUGCCAUUGCAGUUCCAUUUUUGGGUGGUGCCUUUACAUUCUUGGCUAAUUUCUAUCAAGGUUCUUCUCGUGAACUUAAAAGAUUAGAAGCAAUACAACGUUCAUUAGUUUAUAAUAACUUUAAUGAAACUUUGACAGGUAUGGCAACCAUUAAAUCAUUCAAAGCUGAAAAGAAUUUCAUUGAAAGGAAUGACUAUUACCUUAAUAGAAUGAAUGAAGCCUACUACUUAGCCAUUGCAACUCAAAGAUGGUUAUGUAUUCAUUUAGAUAUGAUUGCUUGUAUGUUUGCAUUGAUCAUUGGUAUGUUAUGUAUAACAGAACAAUUCGAUAUCAGUCCAUCUUCUACUGGUUUAUUAUUGAAUUAUGUUAUUCAAAUUGUUGGAUUAUUAGCUUUAACAAUUAGAUCCAUGACUCAAGUCGAAAAUGAAAUGAAUUCAGUGGAAAGAUUACAUGAAUAUGCUUUCAAUUUACCUCAAGAAGCUGCCUAUAUGAAAGCAGAAACUUCACCUCCACCUGAAUGGCCACCUUCAGGAUAUAUUGAAUUUAAAGAUGUAUCAUUAAGAUAUAGACCUACUUUACCAUUAGUUUUAAAGGAUAUGAAUUUGAAUAUAUAUCCCGGUGAAAAAGUUGGUAUUUGUGGUAGAACUGGUGCUGGUAAAUCAUCAAUCAUGACUGCUUUAUACAGAUUAACAGAAUUAGAAAAGGGUUCUAUAAGCAUUGAUGGUAUUGACAUUGCCAAUUUAGGAUUAUGUGACUUAAGAUCAAAGCUUUCAAUUAUUCCACAAGAUCCUGUUUUAUUCCAAGGUACUCUUCGUAAAAACUUGGAUCCAUUUGAAUCAUAUGGUGACAAAGUUUUAUUGGAUGCCUUAAGAAGAUCUGGAUUAUUGGAUGAGCAAUCCAUGGAAAUUGUUAGAAGAACCAAAUAUGAUCCUAAGAAUGAAGUAGGAUAUGAUGAUUUGCACAAGUUCCAUCUUGAUCAACUUGUUGACGAUGAUGGGGUCAAUUUUUCAUUAGGUGAAAGACAAUUAAUUGCUUUAGCCAGAUCAUUAGUUCGUAACUCCAAGAUUUUGAUUUUAGAUGAAGCUACUUCUUCGGUUGAUUUUGAAACCGACUCUAGAAUUCAAGAAACAAUUUCCAAAGAAUUUAGAAAUUGUACUGUCCUUUGUAUUGCUCACAGAUUGAAGACUAUCUUACAUUACGAUAGAAUUAUUGUUAUGGAUAAGGGUAAAAUUGUUGAAAAAGGUGAUCCAAUGCAAUUAUACCAAAGCAAUGGUACCUUCAAACAAAUGUGUGAUAAAGCAAACAUCAAAGUUGACGAUUUCGUUUGAUUUAAUUCCCCUUCAUAAAUAUUUAAAAGUUUCGAUUUUAUAUUUAUUUGAUACCAAUUUUUAAAA
Scheffersomyces amazonensis is the source of this 4608-nucleotide messenger RNA. Its product is annotated as P-loop containing nucleoside triphosphate hydrolase protein. Gene Ontology annotation, molecular function: ATP hydrolysis activity; ATP binding; ABC-type xenobiotic transporter activity. Bases 22 to 4542 code for a protein of 1506 amino acids. Gene Ontology annotation, biological process: transmembrane transport. Lineage: Eukaryota; Fungi; Ascomycota; Pichiomycetes; Serinales; Debaryomycetaceae. The transcript has 2 exons. The record is from RefSeq and is a predicted model, not a curated record. Gene Ontology annotation, cellular component: plasma membrane.